Molecule: messenger RNA, 1005 nt
Organism: Trichomonas vaginalis G3
Lineage: Eukaryota; Parabasalia; Trichomonadida; Trichomonadidae
Product: glycosyl transferase
Exons: 1
Coding region: 1-1005 (334 amino acids)
Molecular function (GO): glycosyltransferase activity
Source: RefSeq, a predicted model, not a curated record
AUGAAAUUUCGUUUUCCUUUAGAUUUACAACCAAAAAAUUCACCUCCAACCUUUAGAUAUGAUACACAUUAUUUUUCAGGUAAUGCUCUCAAAGGGAAAUGGAAAUAUUUAAGUCUUUUUUUAGUUUUUAUUUGCUAUUUUAUAUUAAGUUUCAUUCAUCGUUACCCACACGUUACAUGUAGACUAUUCCCACAUAUCAACAUCUUAUAUAGCUGGGCAGGAAGUCUAACUAAUCUUGGCCCAGCAAUGUAUUCAGCAAUUAACUCGUUAUCAAACUAUUCACUUACUAUAUACGUUUGUACAACACAUCCAGAAGAAGUUCCAAUAUUUCAAAAAAGAUUAGAUCAAAUUAAAAUCAAAUACGUUACAUUUAUUGCAGAAUAUCACAACGUAAGCUCAUUAACGACUAAAUACCAUUUAGGAAUUAUCUCAGAAACUUACAUUAGAAUAGUUUUCAGCGAUGCACACCCAGAAUUAGAAAGAUUUUUACAAUUAGACGGAGAUACACUCGUCACAGGAUCAUUUGAUGAGUUUUACUUUGCAUAUUUCAAUGAUACGUACGCAGUAGUAGUUUUAGAUAUUUGGAAAGAAUACGAAGGCUUCAAAAAUUAUUUUAAUUGCGGCUCUGUCGUUUUCAAUUGCCAAAAGUUUAGAGAUGAUAAAAUGGCAGAUAAAGUAAGAACGAAACUCAAAGAAUACGAAGUUACAAGAGGAGAAUGGAAUAAUGAUCAAACAGUUUUGAACGACAUCUUCGGAGACAAGAAGAUUAUUGCCCAUAAAAAGUAUAACGAGUUUAUGCCGAGUUUGACCAUGCAAACAAGAAUUUUCCAUUUUUAUGGUUUGAAAAAGAAACCUUACAAGCCAAACAUUAAAAGUAAUAAAUACUAUUUCAGGUUAUGGAGGUGUUACUUUCAUUACUUCAAUAACUCGAUAAAUCCAUGGGAAUUUGAUCGAGAUACAAAAAUCUGCACAAGAUUAGAGACAUUUAAGUAUUGGCAGUUUUAG